Messenger RNA from Eruca vesicaria subsp. sativa (arugula), 372 nucleotides. Lineage: Eukaryota; Viridiplantae; Streptophyta; Magnoliopsida; Brassicales; Brassicaceae. The record is from the annotation of a GenBank genome assembly.
AUGAAACAGAUUACCUCCAUAAUCCUGCGAUUUGGUCUUGGUGAUUAUUGGAUGAUUGUGUUAGCACGCUGGCAACCGAAGAGGCCUCAACAUUUUCCAUCAGUUUUGGGUGUUCCAUUGGAGCUCAGAACGGUUCCAACCUUUGAAAGCUUUGGUGAUGCUACUGGAAAGACAGUUGCAGAGAAGGUGGAUCAUAGGCGUGUGCAAGUGACGGUUGAUGCUUUCCAAGAGCUAUGUUUUGAAACCAUUGUGGAUUUCAAAAGCAGGGAGUUCUAUGAUGGAGAGGAAGCUCUAGUCUCGUUGAGGUAUGAGAAGCUUUUUGGGUAUCGUUCAACAUGUUCUGGUCACAAAGCGAAGAAGUGUUUUUUUUGA